GACACCGGUUGAAACACGAAAUAUCAAGGGAGCAUGAGAAAGGGCGCAGACACGCGUUUGCUGUUUCCUACUACUCCCGACAUAUCCCCCACACCUCGCUCGGCCAGCCUCUUUUCCUUUUCACGUCAAACGGUUUUCGCCAUCUGCCUUUAUCUUUUGCUCUUUUCCGCCCUUCUUUCCCGUUUCUCAGUUCACCCCAGUCGCCUUCUACCUCUCGCAGUCGCUUCACAUUUUCCCCACACACACUCUCCCCCUUCUUCUACUCCACUCCUCGCCGCACACUCCCUUCCAUGCUGCCCUCCCCUUGAAGCAAGCAAGCAAGCAGACAGAUCUCUUUGUUUGUCCUCCUUCUGUCGCCGCUCGUUGGCUGGGGCUAGCUUCUUGCUUUGCGUGAGGCGGAGCUUAGAGAGCUCUGCGAUGGAGAAGGAGAGGAAGCAGGGGUUCUUCUCCGCGCUCAAGGACGAGGUGGUGCGGGGGCUGUCGCCGGCGAGGUCCCGCGGGAAGACCCCGGCGAGGAGCUCGUCGCCGGCGAGAAUGCUGAUCCCGCGCCGCCGCAAGGCGCCGCCGCCUUCGGAGAAGCAGAUGCGGCAGGAACAGCAGCAGCAGCAGUACAUCCCGGAGCAGCUCAUCCCGCGCUCCGGCAGCCUUCGGCCCGGCGGCGAGGCGCUCGAGCCGCUCAUCGAGGGCCCCGACGCCGACCGCCUCGCCGCCGGCGACUUCGUCGGCGAGGACUCCGGCCGGAGGGGGGAGGGGUUCGGGCAGUGGGUCCGCGGCCACCUGACGCGCACGCCGUCCAUGGCGUCCGCCGGCCCCGGCGGGUCAAGCGGCUCGUUCCGGCACUCAGACCUCCGCCUUCUCCUUGGCGUCAUGGGCGCGCCGCUCGCGCCCAUCUCCUCCAACCUCGCCGACCCGUUGCCUCUCCUCUCCAUCAAGGGGACCCCCAUUGAGUCGUCGUCGGCGCAGUACAUCCUGCAGCAGUACAUGGCGGCGUCGGGCGGGCACAGGCUGCUGCAGUCAGUGCGGAACGCGUACGCCAUGGGCAAGGUGCGGAUGGUGGCGUCCGAGUUCGAGACGGCGACGCGCGUCGUCAAGAACCGCGGGCCGAGCGGCCGCGGCGCCGCCGCCAUCGAGCAAGGCGGCUUCGUGCUCUGGACCAUGGCCCCCGGCAUGUGGUACGUCGAGCUCGCCGUCGGCGGCAGCAAGGUCCACGCCGGCUGCAACGGCCGCCUCGUCUGGCGCCACACCCCCUGGCUCGGCGCCCACGCCGCCAAGGGCCCCGUCCGCCCCCUCCGCCGCGUCCUCCAGGGUCUUGAUCCGCUGACGACGGCGGGGCUGUUCGCGGAGGCGAGGUGCGUGGGGGAGAAGAAGGUGAACGGCGAGGACUGCUUCAUCCUGAAGCUAUCGGCCGACCCACAGACUCUGAAGCUGCGCAGCGAGGGGCCGGCGGAGAUCAUCCGGCACGUGCUGUUCGGCUACUUCAGCCAGCGGACGGGGCUGAUCGUGCACAUCGAGGACUCGCACCUGACCCGUAUCCAGCCGCACUCGGGCGGCGACGCCGUCUACUGGGAGACCACCAUCAGCUCCUCCCUGGAGGACUACCGGGCCGUGGAGGGCAUCGUGAUCGCGCACGCCGGGCGCUCCGCCGUCACGCUCUUCCGGUUCGGUGAGGCCGCCAUGAGCCACACCAAGACAAGGAUGGAGGAAGCAUGGAGCAUCGAGGAGGUGGCCUUCAACGUCCCCGGCCUGUCCCCAGACUGCUUCAUCCCGCCCGCCGACAUCCGGUCGGGAUCCGUCGGCGAGGCCUGCGAGCUCCCUCCGACACACGGCGGCGGCGACCGCGCGGCAAACAAGGGCGGCGCCGUGCACCCGGCUCGUGUCGCCGCCGUCGAGCGCUCCUCCCACGGCCACAAUGGUGCUGUCGGCGUCAACGUCGGCGCCGCCGCGGGAGGUCGCGGCGAGAAGAUCGUGUGGAGAGUACAAGUGUAGUAAGCCGGAGCCCGGAGCAGAGGGGGAGUUUUAGCUGCGGUUAAUUGUUGCUAGUCCGCUAGAGAAGAAAUUAAACCAGUCCAAUUUGUUCAUACUAGAGUUUGAUCUUUCCUCUGCCUAGCUAGCUAGGGAUCAAAUACUAACCCGUUGCAUUCUCUACCGUUGUUCAUCUUCUUCUCUGUAAAUAGGUGCGUAUAAACGUUCUCAGCAGGCCGCUCAUGUCUUUCCUCCUGGCCUGGCCUGGAUGAAUAUUUAUCCUCUGAAUGCAGAAAAUUCAGUGCAACUUUUAUUUUCCCUGCA
Messenger RNA from Brachypodium distachyon (stiff brome), 2286 nucleotides. RefSeq lists its product as uncharacterized. Lineage: Eukaryota; Viridiplantae; Streptophyta; Magnoliopsida; Poales; Poaceae. The transcript is spliced from 3 exons. The coding region runs from base 34 to 1986 and encodes 650 amino acids. The record is from RefSeq and is a predicted model, not a curated record.